AUGGAUGAUGAUUUUGAUGACUUUGGUGGUGAUUUCGACCUUGACGAGAAUGACUUUUUCAAGGACGGUGAAGAGGGCGCAGGGGAGAUGGAGUACGCGAUGUUCGCUGCAGGCGACGCUGUGCCACGCUCCGGUGGCCCUGGUCACCUUGCUGAGGCUGGCAGUGCAACGGCCGACGGCAACGGCGAAAACAAGAACAGUAACCCAAACGAGGAGGAGCUGACACCACCAAAUAUUCAGGAGCUUUUCCCAAAUGCUGCUCUCGACACAAAGCCGGUGAUUGUCGGUAUUAUUGCGCAGGCGAAGCUUGGUGAGGGAGUUGAUCUCCGUGCCCUGAGCUGCGCAACACGAAACGUUGAGUUUAUUCCGCGUUGUCGAACCCCAGCUGCGACAAUGCGACUGCAUGAUCCGAGCGCGGUGGUGUUGGUGCGAACUUCCGGUUUUAUGUCUAUCAUUGGCGCCGCCAGUGUCAGUGAGGCGCGACAGGCCACCGAACUCGCCGCGCGGAUCAUUCGCAAGGCAUUGGGUCUCAGUUUCUGCACGGUUCAGUUCCGCGUGCGCUCCGUGAUGGCACGGUUUAACUUGGGUCACCCCAUCCGUCUUGAUGAGUUAGCGCAGCAUGAGGGUGUUUUCUGCAGCUAUGAGCCGGACCGAUUCAGCGGGUGCAUUGUGCGCCUCGCGGGGAAGUCGCACGACAACAGAUGGCAAGUGAGCUGCACGGUGUUCGUCACUGGUAAGGUGAGUAUGGUUGGGGCCCGCAGUCAGGAAGAGCUGCGGGAUGCGUUCUACACACUGCUGCCGAUUUUGGCCCGCUAUGCUAAAAAGUAG
Trypanosoma grayi is the source of this 828-nucleotide messenger RNA. Its product is annotated as TATA-binding protein-like factor. NCBI's taxonomy places the organism in Eukaryota, Euglenozoa, Kinetoplastea, Trypanosomatida, Trypanosomatidae. Gene Ontology annotation, molecular function: DNA binding; RNA polymerase II general transcription initiation factor activity. The coding region runs from base 1 to 828 and encodes 275 amino acids. The record is from RefSeq and is a predicted model, not a curated record. Gene Ontology annotation, biological process: DNA-templated transcription initiation. The transcript has a single exon.